Molecule: messenger RNA, 796 nt
Organism: Panicum hallii
Lineage: Eukaryota; Viridiplantae; Streptophyta; Magnoliopsida; Poales; Poaceae
Exons: 2
Coding region: 57-449 (130 amino acids)
Source: RefSeq, a predicted model, not a curated record
GAGCACAUACCGCGAAAUCUCAACCUCUCCACGCGGCAUUUGCAAUCGAUGCUCCCAUGUCGCUGAUGAAACAAUUCCCUGAGGAGACCACCGGCGGCCCACCGUCUCCGCCGCCGCGACGGCUGAACGCGGGCACCGGUGUCGAGGCCGACGAUGGAGUCGCCCGCACGGCCAUGUGCCUCUACUUCCCGCGGUUCUCGAAGAAGAAGCAGCCGGCCAUGAGGUCCGCGAGCGCUCGCCGCGUCGCCUCGUGGUGGCCGUGGUCGCCGACGCCGCACGACGAUGAUGGGUCGGCUUCGUUCAAGCACUGGGGCCAGUCGUCCCAGAGCCGGUCUCAGCUGUCGUCCCGGGCGACGCCGCGGGUGCGGGUGUCGUCGUCCUCCUUCCCGUCGUCGCCGGCGUCCGCGUCCUCGUUCGUGAGCACGGCGAAGUCCGGGCAGGAUCGCUGAGCAGAGAAUGCAGGUCGUUUCCUGUUUCCGGACGAAAACCCCCCAGCAGAUCGGAUCUAGCUUUGCGUCGCAGGCCUGCAUCAUCGCCGGCAUCACAGGUCCCGGGUUGGACACAGACACUAGCACGCUCUUCCUCUGCCGCCCGGGUCGCCGCCACGUGGUCCGUGACCACACAGUUCCAUAUCCGUGCCGUUGUCCCGGUACCGCGGCGCGCGCCAUCUAUUCCGGCCAGGAGAUGUCCGUGGCCGUUGGCGGGUGCCCUCGCGGGGACGACGUCUGGCACUGCCCUCAUCAGCACUGAGAGGUGUUCGACGUGAGGACGCGCACGGUCCAGACGCUUGCGUGGG